AUGGUGAAUAGACGCCUGUUAACCCUCCUCGAGGAACAAGAUCUUCUUGAUCGUCGGCAGUUCGCUUUCCGAAAGGGACUCGGUACAAGUGUUCAUUUAGGCUGCCUCGGCGAAAUUUUAAGCGACGCCAUAGCCAACGACCUUCAUGCGGACAUUGCCAUCCUUGAUCUCGCCAAGGCAUACAACACGGUAUGGCGCGAAGGAGUGCUUCGCCAGCUGCAUCAAUGGGGCAUCCGCGGAAACCUCGGCUGCUUCAUAAAACAAUACCUUAGUGAUCGAAGCUUCAGGGUGGGUAUCGGAGGAAACCAAUCGGACCUAUUUUGGGAGGCUAACGGGGUACCCCAAGGAUCGGCGCUGGCAGUUACACUAUUCCUAGUCAGCAUGAACUCCCUCUUUGCCACGCUCCCGAAAGGCAUAUUCGUAUUCAUCUACGCAGACGACGUGAUUCUUGUAGCGAUCGGGAAAACGACCGGCCGCACCAGACUGAAGCUGCAGGCUGCCGUAAACGCCGUUGGUCGGUGGGCCAACUCGGUCGGUUUCAGCAUCUCCGCCCCAAAAUGCGCUAUUUCACACUGUUGCAACUCUUACCACUUAGCCACCGACCGGCCGGACAAACUCGCUGGAACAGUAAUACCAUUCCGUAAAGAGCCAAAAAUCCUUGGCGUGAUAAUCGACCGUAAGAUGACUUUCCUUCCACACUUUCGACGGGUGAAAAAGGAUUGCGAAAGCAGGAAACGUCUUGUCCGCACCAUCAGCUCGAGACACCCGAGGUGGAAUAGGCAAAGCGCACUUAACAUCAGCCAGGCCCUCAUCCACAGUCGUCUGUUCUAUGGCCUUGAAAUAACCAGUUGUAACUGGGAGGGUUUAAUCGAUACCCUCGCACCGCUGUAUCACGGAGCAAUCAGAUCAGCCUCAAACCUGCUGCCAAGCACCCCCGCUGAAGCUGCCUGCGUCGAAACCGGCGUCCUUCCCUGUCGGUGGGCAGUGGCAGUAGCCGUUCUAAGACGAGCCAUGGGGUUCCUAGAAAAAACAUCGGGUGAUGAAUGCCAUCUACUACAGAGAGCUAAGAGCAUACACACCAUGUUUGCCAAUGCCCCUCUUCCAACAGUCGCACAGCUACAUCGGGUCAACAACCGCGCCUGGCACGAGCGCGGUCCAAACAUAGACAUCAGUCUGGCUGUAUCCACAAGAGCAGGAGAUCCUCCCCGGGCUGCCAGAGCCAAAUUCCUACAGAUGGUCGAACAAAAAUACUCAAACCAUCUGCACAUCUACACCGACGGCUCGAAACUUGGCGAGGAGGUGGGCGUGGGUGUGAGCGGAAUCGGAGCGGGCCUCGCCCGUCGUCUACUCCCCGUGUGUUCCGUGUUCUCCGCGGAAGCCGCCGCCAUCGUCAUUGCGGUUACCAACAAACCUGAAGACACACCCACAGUGAUCUUCUCCGAUUCCCUCUCAGUCAUCAAAGCGCUGGAAUCAGGGGAGUCCAAGCACCCCUAUGUCCAAGCCAUAGAACAAUCCUGUGACUCAUUAACUACCAUAUGCUGGGUACCCGGACACAGCGGAAUCCGCGGUAACGAGGAUGCUGACCACUUGGCCGCACUCGGUCGACGCUCUCGCGCCCUGUUCUCUAAUGAGGUACCGUCAUCCGACAUCAUCAGGGAAUUCAAGGCGAAGACCUCUGGGCACUUCAUCACUCACUGGAGGACUCUCCAAGGCUACCCUCAAAAGGUAAAGGGAGACCUCGAAAAGUGGACAGACCGCGAAAACCGAGUUGAACAAAGAGCGCUAUCCCGCCUCCGCGUGGGACAUACGAGGCUCACCCAUGCCCACACCAUUACCCGCGUCGACCCUCCAAUAUGUACAUCUUGCAGCACUAGACUCACGGUGGAGCAUCUACUAAUAAACUGCAGGGAGUUCGACAACCUACGACGACAUCACAACUUGCCCUCCUCGAUUCGAGAAACAUUGGCAAACGACUCAGUGCACGAAGAGGCACUACUUGCCUUCCUGAAAGAUGCCAAUCUUCUCGAAUCUAUCUAA
Messenger RNA from Topomyia yanbarensis, 2037 nucleotides. RefSeq lists its product as uncharacterized. The transcript has a single exon. The record is from RefSeq and is a predicted model, not a curated record. Lineage: Eukaryota; Metazoa; Arthropoda; Insecta; Diptera; Culicidae. Gene Ontology annotation, molecular function: nucleic acid binding; RNA-DNA hybrid ribonuclease activity. The coding region runs from base 1 to 2037 and encodes 678 amino acids.